Periconia digitata is the source of this 2069-nucleotide messenger RNA. The record is from the annotation of a GenBank genome assembly. NCBI's taxonomy places the organism in Eukaryota, Fungi, Ascomycota, Dothideomycetes, Pleosporales, Periconiaceae.
UCGGUUGUGAAAGGGUGAUAAGGUCAAACUUCAGAUACAUCGGCGCAAGGCACACGAAUAAUCAGCAAAUAUCGAACGCAAUCCUUGUAGCGAUUCAACAAAGCCUUGUUAACCCAAGGAACUUGCCCUCCAAUCUUCUCUAAAGCUGUUGGAUUCUCACCUCGAAAUAAUCCAAGCUCUCGCAAUAUCUGUCACAGAAUAGAUCAGCAUGGCAGCGUCACAGACUAUCGCCAAAACUGUCUACGCUGGCGCCUUUGUGCACUCCAUCUCCCUCACCGAGCUCGAGAUUUGCGAGAACGGUGCUAUCGGCGUCGAUGAAGCGGGUGUCAUUCAGUUUAUCGAGAGGAAUGGAUCUGAAGAGUGGAAAGAGAAGGAGGGGUGGCAGAGUGCGAAAGUUGUAAGACUAGAUGGGAAAGGGUUCUUCUUUCCAGGGUUCAUUGAUACCCACACCCACGCCCCUCAACAUCCAAACACUGGUCUCUUUGGCAAGACGACGCUCCUCGAUUGGCUCUCAACUUACACCUUCCCCCUCGAGGCCUCCCUCUCCUCCCUCCCAAAAGCACACCGCAUCUACACAAACUUCGUCUCACGCACCCUCUCCAACGGCACCACAACCUGCGCCUACUACGCAACCCGCCACGUCCCCGCCACCAACCUCCUUUCCUCCAUCUGCCUCGCCCGCGGCCAACGCGCCCUCGUCGGCCGCGUCUGCAUGGACUCGCUUUCCCCCGAAUACUACCGCGACGCUUCCAUCGAUUCCGCCGUGGCCGACUCCCGCGCCUGCGUAGAAUACACCCGCUCCAUCGACCCCACAGGCGCAAUCGUCCGCCCCAUCAUCACCCCCCGCUUCGCCCCCUCCUGCACCGCGCCGUGCCUCGCUGCCCUCGGCGCCCUCGCCCGCGAAACACACUCCUACAUCCAAACCCACGUGUCGGAAAACACGUCCGAAAUUCAACUCGUCGCCCAACUCUUCCCCGAAUCCAAAUCCUACACCGACGUCUACGACACAGCGAAUCUGCUCACCGAGAAAACGAUCCUCGCGCACGCCAUCCAUCUCUCAAAACAGGAACGUGACACUAUCCGCGCCCGCGGCGCCAAAAUCUCGCAUUGCCCUGCGUCCAAUACCGCGUUGACGAGUGGAUGCUGCCGUGUGCGUCAGCUGCUCGAUGAAGGGUUGACGGUGGGGCUCGGCACCGAUGUGAGCGGUGGCUUCUCGCCCAGUAUCCUCGAGCAAGUGCGGCAAGCGAUCUGGACGAGCCGGUUCGUGGCCAUGGGCGAUCCGAGUGCCGGGGCCGCAGACGGGAAAGCGAAACUGAGUACAGCCGAGGCGCUGUUUCUAGCCACGAGGGGUGGUGCGCAGGUUGUUGGGUUGGCCGAUAGCGUUGGCGGGUUUGAGGUUGGGAAGGAGUGGGAUGCGCAGAUGGUUACGUUGGGGGAGGGGGUUGCUGAUGGGGCUGGCGAGGGACAAGUUGAUGUCGACGCUUUCGAGGUGGGUGGAACUUCUACGGCGUUGUUGGAAUCGACUAAUGUCGAUGUCUUUGGCUGGGAGUCUUCUGAGGAGCUCGUCGAGAAGUGGGUUUAUAGCGGCGACGAUCGUAAUUGCGCUGCUGUGUGGGUUCGGGGUCGUUUGGUGCAUAAGAGAAACGAUGUUGUUCUGUAAGACGUCCACCUGUAUCCUUUUUUCCAACUAUAGUUUUGGUUUUUUUUCUUUCGCUAGACUAGGGGAUAAAACGAGGAAAGAGGUUUAUUGUACAUGGGUAGCUGUAUAGAUUGAAGUAGCCGAAUAUAAGAUUAGAAAGAUAGACUUCGGGAACCCGAAAGAUUAUGAUGCCAACCAGUGAAGAAACAUCAAGAGUAAUCCACUUCUAUCAUUUCAUGUCACCGUAUCCCGAAAUCUUAUAAUAACUUGCAUUCUCCACAAAGUCGAUCCUAUUUCUUUCACCAAUACUCCACUACAACACUGACUGUUCAGUCUAGUCUGAUUCAACUAUGUAAGUACGUAGUAAAUGAUAUAAAAAACCACACAGACACACACACACACACACACACACACACACACACACACGACU